CGAGAGAUCGUGAACGAGCAAUGCGGCCGGAGGGGGACGAGAGUUGCAGCGGCGUCCCAAUGGCAGACGGAGGCCAUGGCCACUUGGAACUCAGUCUCCCUCUCUUUGCUGCGUCGAUCGCGCAUGAAGCUGCUGUUCUCGCAAUGCAGCGCUCAGUUGUUGGUGUCGAUUUGCUUCGGUGGUGGUGGUGCUGUUGUUGUCUCGAGGCUAAGCAUCGUCGGCAUUUUUGAAGCCGCCUCAGAAAUCUGUAGUUUGAUGCCUUGAUUUUCUACUCGAUGUUUUCAGCGGGAAUUUGACCUGCCGUUGGUGAUCUCUUGGCGUCAAUUUGAGUUUGGUGGAUUUGGGGCAGAGCUCAACCGACAGAUUGUGAGCAUUUUUUCAGUGAUUCCACAAUUUUUCUCGUAUCUGAACUGUAGAUUAGGUUAGGCGUAGCUUUGUCGCUGAAAUCUAACAUUCGAGCUCUUAUCGCUACUCCAUCUCGUGGCAGUGGAGUGGGAAAGAUUCAUGGAGAUCGUUGAACAGAAACACAACGAGAAUGGGCCCGCUUGUUGUGAGGCGAUCGGAACUGAGCCUGUCGCCGUGCGCGUUUCCUUUGAGGGGAAUAUUGGAGUAGGGAAGUCGACGAUUCUGAAGCUGCUUCAAUCACAUCCGCGUCUGCAGGGCAGGAAGACAGAAGUGUUGCAGGAGCCCAUAUGGGAGUGGCAGAAUGUCAAGGGGACAGGCCUGAACAUGUUGGAUGCUUUCUACAAAGAUCCGAAAAGAUACGCCUACCUAUUUCAGAGCUUCGUCUUUACGACCCGGUUUCUGCAACAAAAUACAGCUGCGAAGGAAUCAACAGCAGCACUGCUGCUGAUGGAGCGAUCAGUCUUGACUGAUCGUUGUGUAUUUGUGAAGACUUGCACGGAGCAAGGAUAUUUUAACUCCCUUGAAUCCGCUGCUUAUGAUGCUUGGUAUGAUGGCGUUGUAUCUACACUUCCAGGCGUGGUGCCUCAUGCUUUUGUAUAUCUGAGAGCGGAUCCAAGUGUGUGCUAUGAUCGUUUGAAAACACGGGGGCGGUCGGAGGAAGCAGGGGUCAGCCUGGAGUACCUUCAAUCCCUCCAUUCCAAGCAUGAGAAGUGGUUUAUCGAUAGUGCAUUCAAGGGUGCUGGAAAUGGAAAUUGGGGUGGCAAGUCACAGGCGGGAUAUUUUUUCACACAUUCAAACGUACCAUCUGUAAUCAAAGGACGCCCGGUCUUCGUUGUUGACUGCAGUUACUCAUUGGAAUUUGGUAAACUCUCAGAAGAGGUAGAUCGGGUGGUAGAGGAAAUCGUGGAUUUCUUGCUAGAUAUUCCAAAGAGAUUGCAGCAAGCUCUUGAAGGCCCGCACACUCACUCACUCGAAUUACCUCGUGCUGUUACGUGAAUACGUGGAAGAAUAGGUAGCUACAAGUUGGGCUAGGGAAUUUGUAGUGAUUUUCAGCUGCAGAGACUUAUCAGCUAACAGCGUUCUGCAACCUCCUUACUAUCUCGAGAAGAAGUACCUUGUCAGAUAUCCUUUUGAUGAGUUGAUCAGGAUUUGAGUGCAUGGUAUGAACAAGCUCUAGACGAGCAUUUAUUAAUUGAUGAAAUUGCGUCUUGCCGGCGUACUGUUUAUAACA
This is a messenger RNA of Physcomitrium patens, 1636 nucleotides long. RefSeq lists its product as uncharacterized. Gene Ontology annotation, cellular component: cytoplasm. NCBI's taxonomy places the organism in Eukaryota, Viridiplantae, Streptophyta, Bryopsida, Funariales, Funariaceae. Gene Ontology annotation, molecular function: deoxynucleoside kinase activity. The record is from RefSeq and is a predicted model, not a curated record.